Marasmius oreades (fairy-ring Marasmius) is the source of this 447-nucleotide messenger RNA. RefSeq lists its product as uncharacterized. The record is from RefSeq and is a predicted model, not a curated record. Lineage: Eukaryota; Fungi; Basidiomycota; Agaricomycetes; Agaricales; Marasmiaceae. The transcript is spliced from 2 exons. The coding region runs from base 1 to 447 and encodes 148 amino acids.
AUGUCAAUGGCCUCCUACGACUGGGAACCCACGAAGGGCGAGUGGAGAGAGCUAUCAAGCCGAUAUCUUGGUAAAGCAAUCGAUAAGGAGGCCACGUUCACUCUGCCUGGAUCGGGUCAACAAAUACAUCGCCCUUGCUUCGAAACCCUCUAUGAUCUGAUACUGAGGAGAUUCUUCGAGGAUCAGCCCGUGGUGCUCACCGGUAACCCAGGGUUGGGAAAAUCAGUGGCGUUGUUCUCAGUUUUACUUCAGCUAUUGUCCGAAAAACCUACAGAAGAUGUGAUCUUCAUAUAUUAUGAAACAGGAUUCUUCUUUCGUGGCGAAGAGGUCUAUCGGGCCGCCGCUUCAGCCAUCGAGGGCCUACCACCACCCGUGGAAACGUUGGGGAGUCCUCCGAUUGUGCUCGUAAGGGGUCACGAGUGUUAUGCGAGAUACGCCGACUCGUGA